Molecule: messenger RNA, 6407 nt
Organism: Varanus komodoensis (Komodo dragon)
Lineage: Eukaryota; Metazoa; Chordata; Lepidosauria; Squamata; Varanidae
Gene: DROSHA
Product: drosha ribonuclease III
Exons: 32
Coding region: 83-4093 (1336 amino acids)
Biological process (GO): regulation of gene expression; rRNA processing; pre-miRNA processing
Cellular component (GO): nucleus
Molecular function (GO): double-stranded RNA binding; ribonuclease III activity
Source: RefSeq, a predicted model, not a curated record
CCGUCUGCAAUACACACAUUUUCUUUGACUCUGCCGGCGUUCGUUUUUCAGGGUCUGCAGGGGAAUCGGUCCAGGGUCUAAGAUGUCCUUCCAUUCCGGGCGAGGGUGCCCCCGCAGCCGAGGAGGAACUGCUGUCAGAGCCUCAACGCAGACUUUUCGGCCCCAGAACCUGAGACAGCUGCACCCCCAGCAGCCGUCCAUGCAAUAUCAGUAUGACCAGCAAACGGCGACCCCUCCUACCUAUGCCAGCCCUCCAGCUACUAGUUAUGUGCCUCCAAGGCCAGAUUUUGUCCCUUAUCCCCCACCAAUUCCCCCAUCGCCACAGAACACCAUCACCCAGUGUCCUCUGAGGCCACCCUUUGCAGGUCACCAGGUGAGGCCAACCUUUCCUCUCCCACCUUGCUUCCCUCCAGCUCCACCCCCUGUCCCAAAUCCUGGGACCCCCCCUGUUCCUGCAAAUGCAUCGGGGCAAAGCACAUUUCCAUAUAUGAUGCCUCCCCCAUCCAUGCCGCACCCUGUGCCGCCACCAGUAAUGCCUCAGCAGGUCAAUUAUCAGCCAGUGUACUCUCCAGCCUAUUCCCAGCAGGCAUUUCCUCCUCCUAAUUUCAAUAGCUACCCACACAAUGUCAAUUCUUACCAGAGCAGCAGUGGCAGCCCCAGCAGCUGUAAUAACAGCAGUGGCAAUUUUCGGCAUCCGAGUCAAUAUCAGGUAGAAAAAACCCAGCCGGAAAGGAGGUCUCCGGAGAGGAGCAAGCACUACGAUCCGCAUCGGCACCGGGAGCACUGUCAUGGGCAUGGGGAUCGGCACCAGUCUGCCAGUCACGCCGAGCGGCGGGAUCGAGGGAGGAGCCCCGACAGGCGGCGGCAGGAGAGUAGCCGGCACCGGUCAGAUUACAUCAGAGGACGGACGCCGCCCCGCCACAGAAGUUACGAGUGGUACAGGGAUCGACAGAGGGACCGACACAGGCACCGUGAUAGUCGCCGUUCACCAUCUGCAGAGAGGACCUAUAGAAAAGAUCACAAGAGAACAGGAAGCCGUUCACCCAGCCAAGACCGCAAGAGACCUCGCUGGGAGGAGGACAGAGAGCGGUGGUCAGAAAAUGCCUGUAGAGAGAAGAGCUACACCUCCAUCAAGGACAAGGAGCCAGAAGAGGCAGCUGUGGAAAAGAAUGAAGAUGAGGAGGAGGAGCUGCUGAAGCCUGUCUGGGUGCGCUGCACCCAUUCCGAAAGCUACUAUUCAAGCGAUCCCAUGGAUCAAGUGGGAGAUUCCACUGUUGUUGGAACAAGCAGACUCCGAGAUCUAUAUGAAAAAUUUGAAGAAGAGUUGGGAAAGCGACAGGCUAAGGCCAAAGCUGCCAGGCCACCAUGGGAACCUCCCAAGACCAAACUGGAUGAAGAUGUAGGGAGCUCCAGCGACUCUGAGUGCGACUCGGAUGAUGACAGCUGCUCCAGCAGUUCAGACUCGGAGGUCUUUGACGUCAUUGCGGAAAUCAAGCGCAAGAAGGCUCACCCAGAUCGUCUGCACGAGGAGUUGUGGUACAAUGACCCUGGGCAGAUGAAUGAUGGUCCUCUAUGCAAGUGCAGUGCUAAAGCCAGGCGGACAGGAAUAAGACAUGGGAUCUAUCCCGGGGAAGAGCCUAUUAAACCUUGUCGACCGAUGACCAACAAUGCUGGAAGAUUAUACCACUACCGUAUUACAGUGUCGCCUCCUACAAACUUCUUAACAGACAGACCAACUGUAAUAGAGUACGACGACCAUGAAUACAUCUUCGAAGGGUUUUCCAUGUUUGCCCAUGCGCCACUCACCAAUAUUCCUCUGUGUAAAGUAAUCAGAUUUAACAUCGAUUAUACAAUUCAUUUCAUUGAGGAGAUGAUGCCCGAAAAUUUUUGUGUGAGAGGGCUGGAGUUGUUCUCCUCCUAUCUGUUCAAAGACAUACUAGAACUCUACGAUUGGAACCUCAUAGGUCCUUCCUCAGAAAACAGUGAUGCAUCCUGUCCCCGAUUUCAUUUCAUGCCACGUUUCGUAAGGUUCCUUCCAGAUGGAGGGAAGGAGGUGCUGUCUAUGCAUCAGAUCCUGCUGUAUUUGUUGCGAUGCAAUAAGCCGUUGGUGCCAGAAGAAGAGAUUGCCAACAUGCUGCAGUGGGAGGAACUUGAGUGGCAGAAGUAUGCAGAAGAAUGCAAAGGGAUGAUUGUUACCAGCCCUGGCAUGAAGCCCAGCUCAGUCCGUAUUGAUCAACUGGAUCGCGAGCAGUUCAAUCCGGAUGUGAUUACAUUCCCCAUUAUUGUCCACUUUGGAAUUCGACCCGCUCAGCUCAGUUAUGCUGGAGACCCACAGUACCAAAAGCUCUGGAAGAGUUAUGUCAAAUUGCGCCACCUGCUGGCUAACAGUCCCAAAGUGAAACAAGCAGAUAAACAGAAACUCGUGCAGAGAGAAGAAGCCCUGCAGAAGAUCAGGCAGAAAAAUACCAUGAGACGGGAAGUGACCGUUGAGCUGAGCAGUCAAGGUUUUUGGAAAACUGGCAUUCGUUCCGAUGUCUGUCAGCACGCCAUGAUGCUUCCUGUCCUGACCCACCACAUCCGCUACCACCAGUGCCUGAUGCAUUUGGAUAAACUGAUCGGCUACACUUUUAAAGACCGGUGUUUGUUGCAGCUUGCCAUGACUCAUCCAAGCCAUCACUUAAACUUUGGGAUGAAUCCAGACCAUGCAAGGAAUUCCUUGUCAAAUUGUGGAAUCCGGCAGCCCAAAUACGGAGAUCGGAAGGUCCAUCAUAUGCACAUGAGGAAAAAAGGCAUAAACACUCUGAUCAAUAUUAUGUCACGCCUUGGGCAAGAUGAUCCUGCUCCUUCCAGAAUUAACCAUAAUGAACGCCUGGAAUUUUUGGGAGAUGCUGUGGUUGAAUUUUUAACUAGUGUUCAUUUGUACUACCUAUUUCCCAGCUUAGAGGAAGGCGGGCUAGCAACCUACCGCACUGCCAUCGUUCAGAACCAGCAUCUUGCCAUGCUGGCCAAGAAGCUGGAACUGGAUCGAUUUAUGCUUUAUGCUCAUGGGCCUGAUCUGUGCCGUGAAUCAGAUUUGCGCCAUGCAAUGGCCAACUGCUUUGAAGCGCUAAUAGGGGCAGUUUACCUGGAGGGAAGUCUUGAAGAAGCCAAACAACUGUUUGGACGCCUGCUCUUUAAUGACAAGGACCUGCGGGAAGUAUGGCUUCAUUAUCCACUACACCCUCUCCAACUGCAAGAAUCCCAUACUGACCGACAGCUGAUUGAGACGUCUCCUGUCCUUCAGAAACUGACUGAGUUUGAAGAUGCCAUUGGAGUCAUUUUUACUCAUGUUCGACUUCUGGCCCGGGCCUUUACUUUGAGGACAGUGGGAUUUAACCAUCUGACUCUGGGCCACAAUCAGAGGAUGGAGUUCUUGGGCGAUUCUAUAAUGCAGCUGGUGGCCACAGAGUAUUUAUUCAUACAUUUCCCAGAUCACCAUGAAGGCCACCUGACGUUGUUACGGAGCUCCCUGGUCAACAACAGGACACAGGCCAAAGUGGCAGAAGAACUGGGCAUGCAGGAGUUCGCCAUCACAAAUGACAAGACCAAGCGGCCAGUAGCUUUGCGGACAAAGACACUAGCAGAUCUUUUGGAAUCUUUUAUUGCUGCUCUGUAUAUAGAUAAGGAUCUGGAAUAUGUCCACACCUUCAUGAACGUCUGCUUUUUUCCACGACUGAAGGAAUUCAUUUUAAACCAGGACUGGAACGAUCCAAAAUCUCAGCUCCAGCAAUGCUGUUUAACUCUCCGAACGGAAGGGAAGGAGCCUGACAUUCCUCUGUAUAAGACUCUGCAAACCGUCGGACCUUCUCAUGCCAGAACGUACACUGUAGCUGUUUAUUUCAAAGGUGAAAGAAUAGGAUGCGGCAAAGGACCAAGCAUUCAGCAAGCGGAGAUGUGUGCAGCAAUGGAUGCACUGGAAAAAUAUAACUUUCCUCAGAUGGCCCAUCAGAAACGGUUCAUUGAACGGAAGUACAGACAAGAGCUUAAAGAAAUGAGGUGGGAAAGAGAGCAUCAGGAGAGAGAACUGGAGGAGACGGAAGACAUAAGGAAAUAAGUGGAGUCUAUGAAAGCAAUGGUGUACAAUUAAUAACUUUGAUCAUAGCCCAUGGAGACCUAGCCUAGUUUCAAGUAAACGAACGGAUGGAAGAAUGAAUUCUGCUCAUUUGGAUCGUGUUCUAUUUUAACUGUUGUUUUUUUAAGGAUAUGUCUUUUUCCAUUUUUAGCUACAAAGUUUUAUUCAUAAGGCUUGAAAAAUAAUUUAUUUUACUAUUCUUCUUGAAGAAUUGUCCUUUUCUUUCCUAGCUUGCAUUUGUGGAACAAUAAAGUGUUUUAUUUCAGAAUAUGUAACAUUCUAAAAAUAGAAAAACUUCCUGUUAAUUGUAUUGUUUAACAGAGGAAAUAAUAAGGCUUACAUGAAAUCCCGCUUUUUCCCCCCUCUGCUGCCUACUUGUGUAAUAAUAGAGUUAGGAAGAGUUGAGUCAAUCUGUGCUUUGGUUGGAGGGGGAUAAAGGGAAUUGUCUCAAAAAUUUUACCUCAGUUGAUGUAUGACAAAGUGCUACGUAGUACCUGAUAUUGUAUGAUAGUACAAUAGAUGAGGAAAAAUGUGGGUAAAAAUUGCAACAGAUAAACUAAAAUAACAAAAUCCAUAGCAAAAUCUUAAAAGGGACAGCCCAGUUUUAAUCCACUUGAUACACACUUUGCAAUCCAUGCCUGACAUUUUCUGCAGGAAGGUUCUGCAUCUUAUAUUUGUGUAUUGUGCAUUUCCUCCAGUUAUUUUGAGCCUUCUUGCUAACAAAUUAGAGGAAAACGAUGAAAUUUAUAGUGCCAGACUUUUUAACUGGUUUGGUGGCAAAAAUAUUUAAAAAAAUAUAUAUAGAUUUUUAAAUGCAACCUGGGAUGGAAAAUGGCAGGUAACUCUGGGCACAAGUCCACUGGGGUUAUUGGCUGCAUAAAUCCAUUGAAAGAAAGUAAUUUGCAAAGGAUGAACCGAAACAGUUCAACAGCCCUUCUUGCCCAGUUGCCUUUAUGCCUAGUUAGUAUUUUAACAAAUGACAGCCUGUGUGGUUCCAUACAUGUGAACUAAUCAAUUAGCUGCAUUCUUAUAUUUAGCCAGCCCGGCAGCUUGCUACUUUGUGAGGCAAGCAGCACAGAGAAAGCAAUCUAAUGGCUCCUUGACAAUAUCCGAGGAAUCACAAGAUAGUUCAUAUUCCAAGAUCUAAGGUAGGAGAUACUGCUCCAACCUUGAGCUGGGAAUCAGAGCUCUCAGCUGAUACAGAAGGGCCACCGGCUGCACUCCAAGAUCAGGAAAGCAUUCUCAGAGAAGGAGCAUUGAAGAUGUUCCAGCAAUCUGGAGAGGUUGAGGUAUGAAUUACUGUGAAGCCUCGGACAGGACCCCGAGGGUAUGGAAUGGGCUUCCAUUGGAGGUGGUUGAGGCCCCAUUGGUGAGGGUGUUCAAAGAUAGGCUAGACAUGCACAUGGUGGGCAUGUCAUGAGCGGAGCUGGCUGAAGCCAGGGGUCAGACUAGAUGGCCCAGGAGACACCUUCUGACUUGCUCUGUUUCUAUGAUUCCAUCUGCCCAGAUAACAGGUAAAAAAACCUAUUUAGCAAAAUAGGACAGGUGGAGUUUGCAUCGUCUGUUCAUCCUACUCUGCGAAGGAUGAUUGUGACUCUGAGUAUAAGGGCUUAUGGACAUCGUAACAGGGUUUUGCCCUGAAAAUAUUAUAUAAUCUGUUAGGCACUGCUGCCCUAACUUUCACCCUUUUUUAUUUAUAAGGAGGAGUUUUCUUGGGGAAGCUCCCUGUGAUCCCUAACCGUUGCAUGAAAUGAUAUUUGCUAGGGACAUACUUUGUUUUAUUUAUUCCUCAGGUUUCCAUAUUCUUCAGUAUAAAAUUAUGAAGGUUGUUUAUAAAAAGUACAAUUGGGAUAUAAAAGAAUAAAACAGUAGCCAAUACUAUUAGAGCAAUAGAAUAAAAGCAACAAUAAAUAUGACAGAUUGGCAGAACUGAAUUUAAAUUUGUAGGGAUGGUUGUGAUUACUCUGCAAAUUAAGCCUGCUGUGUUUCAGUGAAAUAUGUCCGGGGAUGUUUGUACAAGAAUAGCCUUUAUAUUUUGAGAGUAUCUAAAAAGGAUCCUCUUGCCCCCAUGUUUGAGGAAGAUCUUUCUUGUGGAAAUGACAAAUAGAAAAUAAAUCAAGUGCAAGUUCAUUUGUUUUAAUAGCCCAUAGGCCAUACAUACACCAUAAUUUAAGAAUUUAAAAUCACAUUAUUACAAAAAUUUGCCACAUCUAAAAUACAGUUUUUACAAAAACUGCUCAGAAAGUUUGAGCCUUGCAACAUUAGGAAGGGUUGAAUAUUUCAACAGGUAUUUCUU